Nerophis lumbriciformis (worm pipefish) is the source of this 2202-nucleotide messenger RNA. The record is from RefSeq and is a predicted model, not a curated record. Lineage: Eukaryota; Metazoa; Chordata; Actinopteri; Syngnathiformes; Syngnathidae.
AUGGCAACUGAAAGUAUUGCUGACCUUCGCGAUUGGCUAUUCGUGCUCCUGCUAUGCCUCACCUUACUGGCUGAGGUACUGGAACUGGCAGCAGCCGCAAUUGCUUUGGAGACUGGUGAGGGAGAUGAAGGAAUUGUUUGUCCCUCAGUGUGCCGCUGCGAUGAGGGUUUUGUCUACUGCAAUGACCGAGGACUCAGUCUAAUUCCUCCUUUACCGCUCACGGCUGCCAUCCUCUACCUGCAGAGCAACCGACUGAGUAAUGCCGGCUUGCCCCCGUCGCUCGAGCGCAGCACUUCUAUACGAGUGAUUUACCUAUAUGCCAACCAGUUGGAUGAAUUCCCUAUACAUCUUCCACCUUCAUUGCGUGAGCUCCAUUUGCAGGAUAACAACAUACGAACGUUACCACGAUCAUCUCUGGCCAAGUUACCACUGCUGGAGCGUUUACAUUUGGAUGAUAAUUCUAUAUCUACAGUUAGCAUCCAGGAGCGUGCUUUUUCUGGGACUCCACGGCUUAGACUGCUGUUUCUCUCCCGGAACCACCUGUCAAGCAUCCCUGCCGGCUUACCUGCAUCCUUGGAGGAGCUGCGAUUAGAUGACAACAGAAUCAACACUAUCCCCACACAUGCCUUCCGAGGGCUUUCCUCCCUACGACGCCUAGUCCUGGAUGGGAAUCUGCUAGCCAACACACGCAUUGCGGAUGACACCUUUUCCCGCCUUGCCAAUCUUACAGAACUGUCACUUGUCAGAAAUGCCUUGCAGUCUCCUCCUGUCAACCUACCUUCAGCUCAUCUUGUUCGGCUCCAUUUGCAGGAUAACGGGAUGACUCACAUACCGCGUGGGGCAUUGGACGGAAUGCGCCGGCUCCAGAAGCUGGACCUGUCGGGAAACAACUUGACCAGCCUUCCUCGAGGGCUUCUUAAGGACACGGAUAGUUUGGAGUUGCUGCUGCUACGAGGGAACCCCUGGUACUGCAGUUGUGGCCUCCGUUGGCUCCAUGCAUGGCUUCAUAGCUGGGGGGCUGCUGUAACAGUCAGGGGUUUGACCUGCCAGGCACCUGAGGCAGUGAAGGGUCAGUCCCUUAAAGACCUUACCUAUCUGAUGGAACAGUGUGAAGGACCACCACCUGGUGCGGCCACUGGUAUCGGGGGAAAUCCGUCAGAAAAGAACGGAGGAGGUGAUGAUAGUGUUAGAGGAGAUGGGCAAGCUGUGGUCUCAGUUCCCCACAGCAGCACCACCACUAACUCUUUGUUGGUCCCGACACAAGGUUCCCUAUUCACACUUCGAGCCAAGCGGCCAGGUCUUGUCAUGCCUCUGCCUGCUGGGGGAGAGGGACAUAUAUCUGGAGAGGCCCUAGAGCUGACUGUGAAAGCCCUCUCUUCGGACAGCGUUCUGGUCAGCUGGUUAUGCCCGCAACCGGCACCCUCAUUCCGCCUCUCGUGGCUGAGGUUGGGUACCAGUGCAGCACUAGGCUCCAUCACAGAGACUCUUGUUCCAGGAGAAAGAAGGCAGUACCAUCUUACACAACUCACGCCGCGCUCGCAUUACCUUAUUUGCCUGCUGCCAUUACGACAGGAGACCUUUCUGAGCUCGAGCAUGGGGACAGCUCGUGCUGGCAGCAUUGAAACUAAUAAUAAGGAUUCUACUCCAGCCUGUGCUCAAAUAGAAACUGGAGAGGCUGUGGUGAACUCCAGAGGGGAAGGGUCAGAUAAGGACACACAAGACUCUGAGCUAUCAGCCUUGCCACUGGCAGGGAUCAUUGGGGGUGCCACAGCAUUAGUAAGUCUACUGCUCAUUUUUGGUAUUUUUUGCUGGUAUGGACAGAGAACAAGUUACAAGUCAGGGGAGUCAAAUUCAUACACCAGGGGGCGAGGAGGGAAAAAUUAUGAUGAUUAUGUAGAGUCGGGCACCAAGAAAGACAAUUCUAUAUUAGAGAUUAGAGCUCCUCCAGCAGGGUUUCAGAUGACUACCAUGGCUCAUCAGCCCCUGCAGCCCAAACUGGAGGACGUCACCUACAUCCACACAAUUUUCCCGUCUUCUUCCUCCUCUGCUUCCCAUGCAAAUGGGACAUACCGCAGCAGCCACCGAGCCGGCAGCCUCAAUGGCACCAUCCUGAGCCAAACCAGCCACCAUCAUGUCACUUACGGUACCAACCGCGGCUACAGAGAGGGUGGCAUCCCCGACAUAGAUUAUGCCUACACGUGA